GGUGAGUUUUUCCUUGCCCUUAUGUGGGCUUUGUACCGAGGAUGUCGUUGUGGCUUGUGCAGCCCUUUGAGACACUUGUGAUUUAGGGCUAUAUAAAUAAACAUUGAUUGAUUGAAAUAUUUUAAAAUGUAUUUCCGUGAGAGCCAUAUAAUGUUUUUUAACACUAAAUACAACUAGAUGCGUGCAUUUUUAAGUAAGACCAACAUUUUUAGAGUGUAAUAAGUCUCCUAUUCUUUUUAAUAACAUUGUUAUUCUGAAGCUAACCAUCCAUCCAUCCAUCCAUUUUUCUACCGCUUAUUCCCUUUGGGGUCGCUGGAGCCUAUCUCAGCUAACCAAUAAAUAAAAUACUUCUUACCAUUAAUGCCACUUCUUGAACAAAUACGGUAGAAAACGGAUGGAUGGAUUAAAAUGCAUGAGAAUGUUUUAUAUUUUGAACGUUAUUUUUUAACACUGUGAUCACCAGUGGAAUUAUUCAUUACUUAUCCUGUUAAGCAAAGUCAGCUAAGAUUUAUCUGAGAGCCAGAUGCAGUCAUCAAAAGAGCCACAUCUGGCUCUAGAGCCAUAGGUUCUCUACGCCUGCUUUAGUCUCACGCUCACUUCUGCACGUAGCACAUGAUUACACAAUGUUGAUAGCAACACAAUGUUGAUAACAAUUCAUCUCUUACACAGGAACAGCAGCAGCCUGGCAACUCUCCAACACAGGAAGUCCAUGACCACACCACCUGAUGCACACAUAAGACAACAAAAGGAAGUGUUGACUGGCGACAUGAGACAACUUGUGUCCUUCUUCAUCGGCCUUUCUGCAGCCCUGGUGCAGGCCCAGGACCAGGUCCAGAUCCAGUUCCAGACCGACCCCGUCCUGGUCCUGACCGGCACUGAGAUCCAGUUCACGGUGCUGACCACUCCCGACGUGCUGUCCAUGACCUGGCUCUACGAGGGGGACACCUUGGGUCUGUGGGUCGGGGGCGCGCCCGUCAUCAACGACGUGCCGCAGUUCCGCGGCCGGGUCACCAUCACGGCCACGCAGCUGCGCAUCGGCAGCGCCCGGCUGGAGGACGCGGGGACGUACACGGUGGAGGUGGAACCUCUGGCCUCCACUGGCAUGACGGGGAACUCCAGACCGGUUCAGCUGAGGGUUUUUGAGGCGGUGGCCGGCGUGAGUCUCUCCGUGCCGUCGGUGGCGGUGGAGGGGGGGAACAUCACGCUGACGUGCACCUCGGGCGGCACGGAGAUCAGCUUUCAGUUCGGGAAAGGAGGCGUGGCCGUGGCCGAAGACUCCAGGAUCACCAUCGUUGACGGCGUGCUGAUCAUCAACCCGGGACAGCGCGGCGACGCCGGCGACUACACGUGUACCGUCAGCAACCCGCUCAGCGCCCUCACCGCCUCCAGGAGUCUCACCGUCUUCUUCGGACCCGACACCCCGGUCCUCACCAAGGACGCCCCCAAGGACUGCGUAGGGAGCCCAGACGUCCAGGUGGGCCAGACCUUGCGUCUCACCUGCAUGUCCGACUCCCUGCCCCCCGCCCUCUUCACUUGGCAACGCGACGGCGAGCCGGUGGCGUCGGCGCAGCCCGACAGCGGCGUGCUCAGCGUGCAGACGUCCUCCACAGACGACGGCGGCCGCUUCACCUGCGCGGCCAGGAACGCGGUGACGGGCGGCACGUCUGAGCAGGCCACUGACGUGUCCGUGGAAAACACGUGUCUGGACGUGGGCGAGGUGGUGGGCAUCGUGAUUGGCAGCUUGGUGCUGCUCCUCAUCCUGGUGCUGCUCUUGGUGCUGCUGGUGUGUCUGGUGCUGAGGAGGCGGGCGCGACGAAGGCGAGCAGCAGAAGCGGUGGUGGUGCAGAAGAACCGCACAAAUCCUCGGCCAAUACCUCCACUUGUACCAGCUAAUGGCGCCAGGAAUCUGGGCCAAGGUCCCGACCCCCCCGUCUUUCAGUCAAGCUCCCAGGCCCGCCGCCCCCGGCUGCAGGCGGGCGGCGCCCUGCAGGCGUCGCCGCCGACGGAGGGGCGGUGGCAGAACGGCAACACGCGCAACGGCUUGGACAACCCGGCUUUCUCGCGGGACGACCCGCGCCCGACCAAUCCCAACAUCCUCAUCCAGACGGGAGGGGCUGGAAGCGGCGUGCAGCCUGGGGCGGUCCAGCUCAGCCUCAACACACUGCCGCAAGGUGGCCAGCAGAAGAACACGCCCAUGCCCACCAUUCAUGUCAACCUCAACUCUUUCCCUGCCAGCGGCCCGCAGGAAGUGACCAGGAUCAAUAAUAAUAAUAAUAAUGAUCAAUAUCCAGGCUGGCAGAACAGCAACGGAGCCACAAGUCAACAGCCCGUGUUGGUCGCACCUUCCUCACACACUGCUCAGCGCAAUGCAAACACGCAGACCUACCAGCAGGAGGCGGAGCUCCACAAUAGCCCCGCCCACAGUCAGAUGCCAUGGGAUCGUUUGAGAGGAACGCCGGCGUAUCCCAGAGCCCAGUCGUCAGACGACUACACCAGCCAUGCACCUCUGCAGCACACGCGGGGUCGUAACCCCUUCACGCGACCUUCCAGGACCAGGAGCCACUCGGCCGACGUCUGGGAGACUCGCACCCUCCGAGUGCCGCAGCUGGAACCCGCCAAACCCUCGCAUAAAAGCCCCCCUUCGCAAAGGGAGCGGUCCCAGGAGGACUUGAGGGCCCGGGGUCAAAGUACCAACCCUUUUGUGAGGCAGGCGGCGGGAGACCCACUGGGUGUUGAUACCAGAGCUAUGGUCGACCCCAACCACCUCCUGCUGGUCCAAACGCCACAAGGUCUGGUCGACCCCAACCGCCUCCUGCUGGUCCAAACGCCACAAGGUGCAAGCGCUCCCACUCACGGCGCCGGUCCACCUCGCCAGGCCGCCACAGCUGUGAUCCCCAAGCAGCCUCAGUCCAGCGCCCUCACCCAGGCGGUGCUGAAAGCCCACACCGACCGGGCGCAGACCUUCCAGAACCGGAAGCAACAAACCCUCGCCGCCUUGCGUCACCCUGGCACGCAGACUCAAGCCCCCGCCACCGCCGCUGAUGGGACCCCGCGGCCGCCAACCCCUCCCACCGUCAUCCCGCUAACCCGCUUCCAGAGUCUUCCCAGGGCCCGACACAAGUCAUCCCCGACACGAGGACCUCAUCAGCAGCCACAGCGACGCCCGCACCACCGACCUGGACACCACCACCACCACCACCACCACCACACUGCAAACGUGGAGACUCAGGGCCACGCCCACACACGACAGGCUCAGCGGGGGGCGCCCAGGUGGUGACAGGCUCCUCCCCCUCGCAGCUGCCACGCUUUUUUGUGGCCUCGUUACCUCCUACAUCCUGGCAUUUGUCAUGAAAAGAUGGCCGCCACGCACUGUAAGGCUCUCUACAGUACAUAAACUCAGGUGGCACAUAUUUUUAAAAACUUUUAGCAGCCUGCCUAAGCACCUUCUAACUCCCUCUGUCCUCACCCUUUUUUACACUAAUAUCUUUACACUUUUUUUCCCAUAAUCCAUUGUUCUUUUUCUGGUCGGCCCAGUAGGGCUUGUAGCGCAUACUUGCCAACCCUCCCGGAUUUUCCGGGAGACUCCCGAAAUUCAGCGCCUCUCCCGAAAACCUCCCGGAACAAAUUUUCUCCCGAAAACCUCCCGAAAUUCAGGCGGACCUGAGUGACGUGUUGACAACACACAACAACAGUGUCUACCGUAAAGCAGUUCGUCUGCCGUAAACAGCAAUGUUGUGACACUUUUAAACAGGACAAUACUGCCAUCUACUGUACAUGCACAUGUGACCCACCCAUAAUGUGUCACAUUUUUGUGUUGAUUUAUUUAUUUUAUUUUGUGGUCUGAAUUCGUUUUUGGAGCUGUCAUUACACAUUUAUCAGUAUUCACAUUGGUCAGUAGGGGGCAGUAGGGCGUUUCUUCCCAAUUGAAUGCUUUCACCUGCAGACCGGAAGUGUCUUGUCAUUCUGAUGAGCGCGACCAGUCUGUGAACAACUGAAACGUCCUGUGUGCUUUUCCUCCUGUAUAACAGGUUAGUUUUGGUGAAUCAACUCACUGAAUAAUAUCCACGUGAUCUUUAUAAGUUUAAGUACACAUUCUGAUGGUGGAGCCUAACUCUAAAGUGUUUGUGAGUUGUAGUUUGUAAAUGAACACUGAAAUUCAAGUAUUUAUUUUAUUUAUAUAUAUAUAUAUAUAUAUA
Molecule: messenger RNA, 4196 nt
Organism: Nerophis lumbriciformis (worm pipefish)
Lineage: Eukaryota; Metazoa; Chordata; Actinopteri; Syngnathiformes; Syngnathidae
Source: RefSeq, a predicted model, not a curated record